This is a messenger RNA of Peronospora farinosa, 10197 nucleotides long. NCBI's taxonomy places the organism in Eukaryota, Oomycota, Peronosporomycetes, Peronosporales, Peronosporaceae. The record is from the annotation of a GenBank genome assembly.
AUGCGGUCUAGUGCCAUGGUUCCAGCCUCCAUUACUAGUCCAUUUAACCCGUUAAUUGCACUCCAGUCACUUUUAUCAGCUGAUGUAAUGACUGUAAACCAGCGUAUUCAAGCUGCACAAGAACUAGAGGAGUAUCUUCGUGCCAUGACUCCAACGCGUGGGCUGUUACCGUUUUACGAACCGUAUUUACCGGUAUUAAUGGAGGUAUUAUGUACCAGUGCCCCGGCCCUCCAGACACGUGUCUUGAAGAUGUUACAAACCUUAUCCAGCCACCACCCGAGUGGAUUUGGAGACUGGAUGACGAAUAAUCUUCAGCUUGGACAAGAACCAUGGCUUGUCCAAUGGAGUUAUGCUUUAUUACUACAGACUGAAGAACUUGUCCCUAUAGAGGGAUGUGAGAAUGAUGGUCCUGCUGAGAAGAAGGGUCCGGAUGAGAAAAAUGGUCACUGGGAAAUUACGUCCAUGGAAAUGAAAGAAUUUGAUCAAGUUUUUACUCAAGUGAUGCUUAUGUGGAGAACGUUAUUGGAUCAUACCGAAGAUGCAGCUCUUGUCAAUCAAGUGGUGACAUAUCUACAAAAUCUUAUGAUGCAAUCAACUGGAACAACUCAAUGGAAAACGCUUUUAUUGAAGAAAUUGCAGAGUCAUUUUGUCGAUAUGGCAGACGUUUUGAUUGGAUGGAUGAUGAGUACGGGACCAUGUAGUCGGUUACGAGAAGAGAUUCUUUUGCUCUUGCAUGAGUUUGGUCAAUUGUGGGCAGAUAAUAGCGUGUUUAGUCUUCAAUUGCUCAAUUCAUUUGCAGAUGAAAGUAUCAACUUGUGUGACUCGUGGAAGAAUCAUCAAGAGGGCGACGAUGAUCGCCUUAGUACUUUGUUGACAUGUUUUAUGAUGGUGGCGCAAUAUGUUCCAGACCUCGCUUUACGUGGUGAGGGAGGCUCUGAAAGCCCUUUUGUUAGAGUUCUUCAUCGCGUUGCAUCCUGCUCUUCGCCAAAAUAUUCUCUAUUUUGCUUGGUUAAUUGUUCAAAAUAUUUGGUGACAAUGUCUAUCUGUAAGCACAGCAACUUUCCACCUCUCUCAGUUGCAGCAGUAAGGUUUCUACUGUACCACUCUGCAGUACAAUCUCAAAUACACGAUAGCGAGAUUGACAAAUUAUCGAAAGUGAUGGAAAACGCCUGCAAGCUAGCAAGUGCAAACUUUUGCAUUAUCAAGGACUCGCUCCCAGUGCAGACUACUGCGAUAGGUUGUCUGGAAGAUGAUAUGCUUUCUAAACAUGUCAAGAAGGGCACCUCACCGAAGCGUGUAAAGACUCUAGAAUGCUUGUUUCAGUUGAAACUUGCAAGUGGGGUUGCGUACAUUACCCAACUGUGCCUGCAGCUGGUACGAUUGGGUGGAAUUGGUGCUCUCAAGGUGCUUGGGAUGCGAGCUCUUCAGUGUUUAAGUGGUCGACAGAGCGAGAAGGAAAUUAGUUGUUUCGUGUUUGCAGCUACAUGCUUUAUCUUAGCCUCCAGGAAUUCGGAGAAGCCCACGUUUACAGGUAGUAACCAUGAAGCAGAUAUUAUCACGAUUCUUGAAUUAGUUUCAACGAAGCUGGAAAAGCAAACUCACCGAAACCGUCAGCAUAAACUGACACCUCGGCAACUGUGCCUCGUGCUGAAGAUGGCGUCUGCGUUUAUUCGUGCUAUGUCUCAGUGGGACAAUGGUCAAAGUAACGCUGCGAAGAUUGUGAAUGGGGUAUUAUUGCAAAUGUUGGAAUGUGCGUUGACCUUGCUGGCCAGUGAAAAGGUAGUUAUUCUGGAUCGUCGAACCAUUGUUGACUUGUUGAAGGUGAUAGAUGCUGUAAUUUCGGAGACGAAACUCGUUUCAGUUGUGCCGCAUAAGGUAUGUCGAAGGUUACUGAAGAUUAUGGACGUAGUCAUGCACUCUUCAAGUGUAAAGGUACGAGAAGAGUGCCUUCAAGUUUUAAGAACGCUUAGUUCUCGUGUUGAAGCUCGCUUAUUUGCUUGCAACAUAUUCGAAAUGUCACUUGACCUAGCGUUGGACUACGAUGUACGAGAGAAGGUUGUGUUUUGCGGUAUGAGUGAUAUAGCUCGAUGGGCACUUGUAAACCAAGAUAAAGUGCGUGCACCUCGUCACAUAUCGCAGGAUUUGCAUCUUUCUUUCGCUGCAGCAGAUUUCGAAAGUAUUAUGAGCCUAUUUCAGACCUACGAAUGCGAUGAAGCCGAGUGGAAUCGAGUCUGUAGAAGAAUUGUAGAUCGAAUUGCUCCAAAUGUGGUACUAAAAAAUGCAGAAGUGCUCCUGAAUGCAGUCCGCCAAGCAGCAGGGUGGUGCGUCCAGCACAGACUACGCACUCAUUUUGGAGGGCCAGCUCAAAGCUUUGCCAGUAUUGAACGUUUGUUGCAAGAGUAUUCGGAUCGGAAGCAAUUUGUUACUGGGCAAACUCCUCAAAGGAGUGACGCGCAACUGCUAUCUAAUUGGUUGUUGCUUGAGUUUGUCAUCGCGUUGGAGAUGCGUAUAACUCGUGCAGUUUAUUCACCCGAAGGAGAUCAAAGCAGCUCGAAGAGUGAAGGCGACAAAUCAGCGCUCUUCUUUCGUACCAAUAAAGUGGUGUGUGAGGAUUGGCUUACCCGGAUACGACCAUUUCUCGCCGAGAUGUCGAUAAAUGGGUCAUCCUACGAAUUAUGUCGGUAUCAUAGCCAUGCUAUGAUGACAACAUGCUACAGUAAACUAAGUCGAGCAAUGACGUCUUUUACAUCCCAUGGAGGAUCUGAACAAGUGUGUAACGAGUUGAGGCAAGCAGAGAAGGACAUGGACGUUGCAUUAUUCCUACUAUGCCGCUGCCAUGUUGAUGCUAAAGAUGCAGAUUCAAUUUUGGGGUUUCAAAAAUGGGGUGACUCUAUAUCUUCCGUUCUAAGCAGCUGGUACGAAUUGAAUGAGGGAGUUAUGGACAUGACGAAAGAACAACUCAAAUUGCCCUUGUUUCGGUGGUUGUCUGCAAUGCGUUACGAAGCUGAAAUGCGAUAUGAAGACGCAGCAGCAGAGUACGAGAUAUUGCUGCAGCCAUUAGUAUCUGAAGUCGAAUCUUGUUCGUCACGAGAUGUUAGCGCUGCCAAGAUUUUUGAAUGUCCGAUGAAAUAUCUUCGCAUGUCACCCCAUGCGCUACUGGGAUGCUUCAAGCAAUGUGCAAAAUGCUACGUGUCUUUACGUGAUUGGACCAAACUUCGAUCCCUUGUUUCCCAGCUCAUAAAUAUUGCUCGAUCUCUAAUAGAUUACGACCAUCCCAUUGAGAGAGUUGAAACAAUUUUUGACUGCAGUGAUAAAUGGAGCGACGAGAUUGAGACGAUAUGUAGCCUGGUGGGGCGUGAAGUAAAUGUGUUAGCAGAAAAUGUAGGUAGUGGGAGCGAGUUACAAACUGAUCCGAAGAACCGAGCGGCACUGGCGCUUCGUGUGUGGAGCGUUUUUAGUAACCCGGUGGCUGGAUCGCCAGUUUCGGUUUUGGACAAUGUUGCUAGCCAACUUGCGAGUGAUUUGAUACCGUUGGCGUUGCAGCCAUCUCCAUGGAAUGGCUACACAGGCGAAAACAUUGGCAAGAAAGCAGAAGAAACCCUUCUUCGAAUGUUCGAGUUUUCGCACAAGGCACGAUCAAUUGAAAUGCAACAGGCCGAGGUAGCUACGGAAGGUUUGAGGCUAAAUUAUGAGAUGCAUGACUCUGCUAUUUGGAGCCAGUCAUUCUGCACACCGAGUUUGAAUUGUGCAACUCAUGAUAUGCCAGGUAAAAAUGUCAAUGCAGAUUGCCUGCACCUGACAAGUGUUGCCAGGUUGACACGGAAACAACACAAUUUUACUCUUGCUCAAAAUCUUUUGGAAGAAGCUGCGGCUGUCAAGGGCGUAAGUCAAAAGUCUUUGAUGGCUUAUCAUUACGAAAAAGCAAAAUUACUGAAGACCAUAGGAAUGGAGGAUGAAGGUCGUCAUCUUUUGGAAAUGCAAUGUGAAAUUGGUUUGAGCUCUAUUGGAUUAUUUGACGGAGAGGAGAAUGCUACAACUCGGUCGUUUUUGUAUCUCGCCAAAGCACUUGCUAAAGUGGAUAGCACAGAACUGGUGUCAUUGGCUACGUCUCGCCUUCUCCAAGGUAUAAUGAUGUCCAUUACGAACCUUGGCAAGCAAGGGCCGCUGAAUGACCUAAACGAUUUUGACUUUCUGCCUCAGACGCAAGAUACAGCGGCGUACAAAUGCCAUGUCACCGCAAUUGCUGUAUCGCCAAAAUCAGCGAAGGCCUGGGUCCGGUAUAGCCACUGGUGUUAUGAUCAAGGGAAACAGGAAAUAGCGCGAAUAAGGGGGCAAAACGGAUUUAUCCACUUAGACUCAUCGGACGAAGCGAGGAUAAAUGGUCUUUUGGACGAGAUCGGGUUUACUGAACCGGACCGUGAUCAUAUUAGUCGAUCUUUUUGUCAUCUCUUGGAAAAUGGUGAGCUCAUCGCCCAAGGACCUGAUGCUUUUCAUAAGCUUUGUACUGAUCGAGCGCCACCAGACCACAAUAGUGAUGCAAUGAAUCGCCUAGUCCAGCUGCAGCGACGCUGCCGUUCCAGGAUUUUCAGGUUCUAUUUGCUGUCGGUUCAUGGCUACGGAAAAUACUUGACAGUGCUUUCCAGUGAUUCGAACUCCAACGCUCCAAAGCAAGAGAUUACAAUGGUUGUGCUUCGUUUGCUAGGCCUCCUGACAACGUAUGGAGCCGAAAGCGACAUGAUCUCAGCGCUUGAAUAUGUGUUUUCCAACGGGCCAGUGACUCCAUGGUCCUACGUUGUUCCUCAAUUGAUUGCACGGGCACAUCAUCCGGUUGUGGCCGUGUCGUCUUUGGUUUGUUCGAUCCUUGAGCGGUUGGCACACCAUUCACCCUAUGCGAUUGUGUAUCCGACUGUCAUGGACUCGAUGGAGGCCUUUGAAAAUAAGCGAGGUACAGCGAACACGUUUGCUGCCGUCCUACAUGAGCUGCAGAAUGUGUCGUCUGGACAAGUUGAUGGAGUGCGAUUGUUAAUUUCUGAAUUAUGUAGAAUUUCUAUAUUAUGGGAUGAAGCUUGGAUCAGCACGCUGAUGAAAAUGGCAGCCGAUGUCGCUCGACGAACGAGUACACUGGAGAAGGAGGCUUCUCGAGUUGACAAAAAUGCCUCAUUAUCUCAUAACGAAAAGUGUGAGCUAGCACAGCGAAGAUUGGUAGCCAUAAUGAAGCCAAUCCUGGUGUCACUUGAUCGAUUGUGGAAUGAAACAUGUGGUCUUGCUCGUGACCAACACAAUGUGUCGCCUCAUGAGCGCAAAUUUUUGAAAGAGUACGGAGCGUUGAUUGAGAAAGCUAUGGAAAGCUUUCGCGCUUGUUGCUCUUUGGAACUGCGAGCGGGGGGUAUUAAGACACCGCAAGAGCUAUGGCAGCCUUUCGCUGAGAUAUUGAAAGCCCUGAUAAAUGUUACAGGCCGAAAUGAUCAACUACCACUUCAUGAUAUAUCGCCAGCAUUGGCGUCGUCUUCUCGGGAAUUAAUACUCACCGACAUGCCCGGUGUCUUGUCUGGUCAUAGCGACCCCAUCACUAUACAUCGUGUUAAUCCAUUUGUAACUAUUCUGAGAACGAAAACGAAGCCGAAGUCGUUGGGGUUCGUUGGAUCCGACGGGAAAACACAUAAGUAUUUGCUCAAGGCUCGAGAAGACUUACGCUUGGAUGAGCGCAUCAUGCAGUUCUUACGGGUGACCAACGAUUUCUUACGUGCAGACGCUGCAGCUGCUGCUCGAGAUUUGUCGGCUCAAAACUAUAGUGUGAUACCGCUCUCUAGGAAUGCUGGCUUAAUCCAGAUGGUCCCAGACGUUAUUCCGCUAUUUCAAGUGCACGCAUCUCGACACGAGCAAAAAGCAGCCAAUGGACGAGUUUCUCAGAAUCCCGUUGCGACAUCGUCGGCACAGCAGCAGCCACCGCCACCUACCGCUCAGUUUUAUGCGAAGCUGAAGCAACAUGGAAUUACAAAUGUGUCGCCGAAUAAUCGAGCUCAGUGGCCAAUUGCUGUGCUGAAGCAGGUAUAUCUGGAGCUUGUUGCGCAACGUUUGCGCAAUGUGCUGCUGCAGGAGAUUCUACUCCGCAGUGAAGAUUUACGAGAAAGCUGGACAAAAAGUAUGCGGUUUAGCAAAUCUCUUGCGGUAAUGUCCGUCUUGGGAUACAUUGUUGGAUUAGGCGACCGGCAUCUGGAUAACAUUUUGCUUUGUGUCAAUAGUGGAGAUAUCUUACAUAUUGAUCACAAUGUAUGUUUUGAGAAGGGACGCAGACUCAAGGUGCCAGAAAUUGUGCCAUUCCGACUGACACCCAUGUUGCAAGACGCGCUUGGGUUUACAGGUGUGGAGGGGAAGUUUCGUGUGGCCUUUGAAACAACCUUACGUGUUGUGCGCUCUGAUGAAGUUCGCGAAACUUUACUGACGUUGUUUGAAGCGUUUGUAUACAGCCCUCUUGUCGAUUGGAUAUCUGUGGAUAAACGACAAGGACAGUCAGGAGACUCAAAGGCUCGGCUAGGAGCUAACGUGAAUCUUUCCUUGUUCUUGUCACGAGCCGAAGAACGACGGCAAGACACUAUCACCUUCGGACGACAAUAUGAACAAUCUGCUGAUAUAAUUUGUCGUGUUCUCAAAGAGACGAAAGUGCCGUUUGUGGACUUGCUGGAACAACGAAUGCGAUUGCAUUCUCUUGAAAAAGAGGAGCAAAUGUUGCUGAAGGAGGUUUCGAAACUUGAGACUGACUUGUACACGUUUCAAAGCUCUCAAAUUGCAGAAUAUGUGGCCAUGGAGGCAGCCACCGCUCAUGCCAAGGAGAUGAGUGCGAAGAUUGCGUCUUUUGCAAACGAAUGCUUGGCAAGACAUCAGCAAAUUGAGCUGUGGAGACAGAAAAGCAUAAGUUUUGCCGAGACUGAUCCAGAGGGACAAUUAAAUGCCGUGACAAGAGGGGUUGAUUUAGCUUUCUUUCACGAGGCGCAUGCUAGACUAAGCGAUAUAUUGGCACAAUCACAGUAUGGUCAGCAAAAGGAAGUGUUAGCUGCAUUAGAGUCCAAGUGCCGAUCGCUUGAUAUGGAUGUGCAACGUCUGCGCGUUAAAAUUGAAGAGAUUGCUAUGGUACUGAUCCCCUAUCUUUCUUCUUACAGCCACUGGCGAAAGGAGCUGGACGCAUACCUGGAUUCAGAGCUCAAAACAUCAGUUAAGGAUGUAUACUUUGACUGGUGGAAUCGUUGUACCCAGUGCUUACGUGAACUAGUGGCUGGCCCAGAUACAGAAACUGUAAUUACUGUGACGAAUUUGCCAACUGCUCCUUCUAAAGAAAGCCUCGAUUACUCCAAGUCGAUCCUGAAUCAUCUCCAGGAUAGUGGGCUCAAUUAUCUUACAUUUAGCGGCGGCACGAAAGAGGAUUCAUCUUUUCUCUUGCAAGUGGACCAGUACCUCCAAGACGUGUGGGAUGCGCUUUCUGCAAUGCAAUUAUCGAAUGCUCAAGGCCAACGCCUUAUGAAACUUGAGGGGGCGUCUUGGAUCGUCAAUGUUAUGGGAACACUAGGCUUCUGCUCGAACGCUGUCGCAGCUGAGACUAGUGCCUUCACUCCCGUACUGGCUAUCCCUUUGAAAUUUCAGCAAAUCGUUACUGUGUCGUAUGCGUGUUCCACCUUGCUGGAGCUAGUAGCCACGCCGAAAGGCUCAAUGAAGAGACUCCGAGGGAAUGAGCUUUUGAGGGAGAUUCAUGAUAACGAUUCAAAAGAAAUUAAUCGAGGUGCUGGGCAAAAUUUACAUAAAUUUAUUGAUGCUCUUCAAGCAGUGGGAUCAUUUGCCGUUGUGCUUCAGGAAGAGUUUAUUUCUAACCUUCACGGUAGACAAUGGGACGUAAAUAUAUGCCAAGGUCUAUUGAAAAGCGUCAGAGGAAUGUCAGGUGGAAUGCAAAGCACCAUGGACGUAAUAAUGAUGCCAUCUGCAGUACAUGACGAAAAUUUCUCGGUGCACGUGGUGUUUCAAGAGCACCCAGCUAUACAGAAUGUCUUUGCAGCUGCUAUAGAGGUCACGCAAAAGUUUGCAGCUUUUACCGACUCAUUGCAGCAAGGGUCAGUUGUAACAGAUGAAGAAGCUGAACGUAUAAGGAGUGCGUCUAGCUCCAGUUGGAUUGAAUUACUUCUCAGCUUCGUGACGCUGUUGUCAGUGGAUCAACCCAAGCAAGAUUUUGAGGGAAAAGCACGCGUACUCUGGUCCGAUCAUAUGGAUGAUUUUGUUUCCAACUGCGUGAUAAAGCUACUCCGCUACCUACUUUCCAGUAUCAUCUCAUUCGAGUGGAAGUUCGACUUUUUCGCAGUCGCUGAAGGGAUGGCAAACAACAAGGAGCAGGCGGCACUUAAUUCUCGAUGGCUCGAGUUUUCCUGCUCUCAAAUCCCAGACAUAUUGCCGUCUCUUUUGUCGAAUAGUGAUACGUUGGAAACACACGUAAGCGCAGUGAAGAAGUCAAUCGAUGGACUAAUGACAGUUUGCGAAGAGUGGUGGAGUCAGAAAUGGAGAGUGUAUCAGUCAGACUUGUGGAGGCAACGAAUAUCUUCUCUUCGAACGUGGCAUGAGAGGCGACUUCGAUAUGCUACAUGGUUAGCGGUGGCACCUAUGGAGCCAAUCGAUGUAGCAGAAGCACCAAACCUUAGUAGAGCUCAACUGCUCACAUUCCUGUCAUCACAAACUCCUCAUCUAAAUGCUUUGCUCACGGAUCAACUUGCCGUUGAAGCGAACGUGUUAGAAUUGGCGCAACAAAUGGACUAUCUCGCCUCAAACCGGGAUACUGCUUCCUCCAACGACCGGCAAUCUACUAACGAGAAUUUGCACGACUGCGUUCAACUAUGUUACACCAGCGCAGCUGCACUUUUCGACUAUGGACGAGCUUUGGCUGACCUUGUUCAGGGCGUUAGUGUAAUUGAGACGUCGUCCGGCGAGAUCUUACAGGGGUCGGAACAGAUGGAGCUCGAAGUGAAUACUGUUGGAAAGAGCCUUCUCCAUAAAGCAUCGGAGGCUACUGUGGAGCUUCAAUUGUGCAGCAACGUGGUGAGUGAAGUGGAUGCCCGUGCACGUACUCUUCAAGGCGAAAUUGAACACAAACACGCUAUGUACGAUGCCGUCGUCUCUAGUAACUGCGCGGCCAAAACUAAAUUUCUUGAACUAUGGAGCCAAAACGAAGAUGCUAUGGUGGAAAUCUCACGUGUGCUGUGGAAACAUGUAAAAGAUAUGCGCUUGUUGCUAGAGAAUUUCGACAAGUUUAAGACGCCGUUGAAGCAAAAUACGCCUGUGGGGGUUGAGAGUAUACGCUCCCAAAGACAGCUGCAGAUGGAGAAAAACGAUUCCCUAUCUUUGGACCACUUUUCUCCUAGAGCCACAGUCGGGUACUCGUUCAUGGAGAAUGAUCGACUUGUGACAAUUCUACUACGCAGUAUUCGGUCAGUAAAACACUUGCAGGUGCUAGAAGGGGUUCUUGAGCGACAUGGAGAAGCCUGCACGAAAAUUCGAGAAACGAUUGCUUGGAUUGAUCAAGUUUUAACUGAUUUUGAUACUCGUGUUGAAGAAAUACUGUCAGAUGACAGCCAAGAUAAGACAGGUGCCGAUCCGGGUGCUGAUGCACUACUUACGUUGCUCCUCAAUUUGAUUGAGGCACUUGGUGUAAUCACGAAGGAAGUACAGCCUUUGUCCGAAGGCAGUGUAACAGUGAAAAUGACGGACGAAAGUGCGAUACCUCUUCUUGUGAUGGGCCGUGAUCUUGUACGCGAAUGUAUAAAGCUAUUUUUCGAAGCAACUAAAAUGGCUGAUCGAUUGUCAAGUGCAGACGACGAGAGUCACAAAACGGACGAAGAUGUCUCGACGCAACAUGUAAUUGACGAGGAUGAAGAGCAGCAUGAAAACACAGACACUUUUGAUACUUCCAUCGCUAUAGAGUCUGGCAACAGUGUUGUAGUAGGUGGAUGUAGUGACAACGGGGCUAUUCCUUGUGGCGUGGAGGAAAAAAGUCAGUAUGGCUUGCAAGUUCUCAAGCGUAUUGAAGAAAAGCUGUCAGGGACGGUGACGGAAAUGGCUCAUGCACCCAUGUUAACAGUGGAGGAACAGGCGUCGUGGCUUAUUGAUGAAGCUACGAAAACCGACAAUCUCUGUGUCAUGUACGAAGGAUGGACACCAUGGAUUUAG